Messenger RNA from Owenia fusiformis, 3186 nucleotides. Lineage: Eukaryota; Metazoa; Annelida; Polychaeta; Sabellida; Oweniidae. The record is from the annotation of a GenBank genome assembly.
UUUAAAUCCGUUGAAUAUUAUAUAUACAGGUUAAUUCCAAUUGCUGAUAAUAAAAGGACGAUCUAGGAACCGUCAAAGUUGAGAAAUAGAUCAGAAUUCUUUGGAAAGAAUGGGUGUGUCAGAAAUUUACCUGUGACGAAUAUAGGACGCCUUGAUUUUAUGAAGUUACUAACAGUACGCGAAAUUGUACAACAUCAGAAUUCCUAGUGCCCAUAUGAUCGAUUCAAUUAAUACCAACGAUACCUGACAAAGCUUCCCAAGGCAUAUGAUUGCCUGUACACCAUCAAAAGACUAAAAUAAACUAUGGCCUGUUUAAUAUUUGGGGCUUACCUGUUUAUCUGUGUCUUCCUACCAGAGAAUGUAUUUGAUAGAUAUCUCUCAGGAGAUAGCUUUGUGCAAGCUAAUGACAGUGGACAAGCUACAGAUGUGCGUUUAGUAGGUGGGACUACAGAAUAUGCUGGCAGGGUGGAGCUGCUCUAUACAGGACAAUGGGGAACUAUAUGUUCAGAUGGCUGGGACAGGCAGGAUGCUGCUGUCAUAUGCCGCAUGAUGAAUUUUACGGGUGAAUUCAAGGAAGCCUACACUACUGACCUAGGCACAGGAACAGGUCCUAUAUGGUUGACUGAGGUUGACUGUGAUGGCAACGAACAAUCAAUCAACGAUUGCCGUCACACAGGUUGGGGUUCAACCACUUGCAAACGGGGUGUAGAUCGUGAUGCUGGUGUGGUAUGUAUCAUAGAAACAGAGACAACGACUCAGUCAUCUUCAACAGUGACAACCACACCUAAAACAACAACCACUACAACACCAGAGACUAUAUGUGACAACCCUAGUAGCACUGUUCGUCUGACAGGAGGCCGUAACUCAGCACAAGGGAUUGUAGAAGUCCUGUAUAACAGCACUUGGGGGUCUGUAUGUGAUGACAAGUUUGGACAAAAUAAUGCAGAUGUGGUUUGCAGAAGUCUGUGUUACAGUAUUGUACAUGCUAAAGCAGUCCUGGGAGAGUUUGGUAACAUAACAACAAAUGAUUACUGGAUGGAUGAAGUUGUGUGCAAUGGUAGCGAGGGAAACAUUGAGGAGUGUCCAUUUGCUGGCUGGGGGGUGCAUAACUGUGAUCCUACUGAGGCUGCUGGGGUGAGAUGUGAACCAGAGAGUACUCCAGAGUUGCCUGUUCCCGAGCCUGUUGUUCAAUGCACAAGCAACACAAUCGACAUUGCAUUUGCCCUCGCUGUUGAUGGACGUCUAAAAGAGGAACAUCUUUCAUUAAAAGAUGGCACACCUGCUGAUUGUGGGUUUAAAACAUCAUCAAACACAAGCUACGUCACAGCACAUAUUCCUAUGAAAAGCUGUGGAACAGAGAGAACUACCAAUUCAACUCACAUAAUCUACACGAAUGAACUCAUCCACAAUAUCGUUCCUGAAGGAAUCAUAAGGCGUGAUAACGAGUACACGAUCACGGUUCAUUGCAUUCACCCUCGGGACAGUGGCGCCAGUGGCGGUAUUAACCCAGAGACAAAGACUCUGCCUCCAGGCAUAGGCGAACACAACUUUGACGUUGAAAUGUACUUCUAUCGCAAUUUCACAUUCAAGGAACCAAUCACAGAGUUCCCAAUUAGAAUAUCCCUAGGUGAUUGGUUACAUGUUGGGGUGGUCUUGAAGGGGUCUGAUCCUACGUUGAAGUUGAUUGUACCUGAGUGUUUCGCCACCCCGCUAGAAGAUAAGACAUCAACACCACGCUAUGAUCUUAUCAGAGAUAAAUGUAAGGCUGACUCUACCGUAACAUAUUACCCAUUCAAUGAGACAGUAUUUGCCUUCCGAUUCCAAAGCUUCGCCUUUAAUGACUAUACUACAAUGUAUCUCCAUUGUGAUGCAUUUAUAUGUGAGUCUGAUGAGAAAAACGACCAGUGUGAUCGCACUUGUAGAGUACAAGGACGUAAGAGAAGAAGUGCCGAUAUGAGAGACAUUCUCCAUAUUGACAAAGGGCCAAUCAUAAUUGAGCACAUUCGACUGUUGCCAGAUAGCAGCACUGAAACAUCACCAGUGAUAAAGUCUGAAUCCACACAAAAUAGAUGGAACCUCUGUCUGCACAUCCUAGGGACAAUCAUCAUGUGUCUAUUAACUGUGUUACCAUGGCGAUGGACUUAAAACAGAGAAAGGAAUCCUCAUUAGCAAUGACACUUGGAGAAAUUACCAUAAUAUGUAUCCUACCCACAAUUUGUUACAUUCCAUGAUAGAGUAAGGUGCAUAAAAUUAAAAUUCCUAUAAAAAUUUAAACUUGGUAUAUUUCACCCCUUAGAAAUAUAUCCACCAUUGUAGAAACUUAUACAUUCCAUUGAAGGAGCUAGAACUCAAAAAGUGUGCCUUUAACAGUAUUUAGAUUUCAUGUACUAGGAAAUCUGGAUGACUUACCAUCAGUGCAACACAUUCCCUGCAUAACAUUUGAUUGUGUCUACUAUUGUAACAUAUUUGCUCAGCCAUUCUUUGACUAGCUCAUUAUGACAGACAUUGACUAGAAUAUUUGAAUAAAUUUGUUUUCAGGGAUAUGAAACAAGAGCAGUGGUAGCACCACAGCUUUCUUAGAAUUAUUUGUAUAUGUGUACAUAUAAUUGUACAUAGUCUAUAUUGUACAUAAACAUAAAGAAUUUCAAGUGCCAAAUUAACAUGUAGGAUAUUCAAUAGGAAAAAAUUUAUUUCAUUUAUUUUGAGAAUGCUCAUUAGAUGUUGAUCCUUAUGUAGUUAUGAAAGUGCAUCAGUAUACCGUAAUUGAAUUUUUUGUUGACUAUAAUGUAUGGUCAAAAAUAUUUUGACUUCAUAUAAUGAUAAGAUUGCUUGGAGAUUUUUAAAUAAUUUUCAAAUCCAAAUAUUGUUCUUGCCUCAUUAUUUAUUUAAGUCAUUGAGUAAUGAAAUGAUGAGCAGUUGGAUGAAUUUAUAUUGAAUGAGCAAGGUGUUGUUACACCCCUCUCCAUAAGUUUGGAAACGGAAAGUCCCCUUUGGGUAACAUGUCAAAGCUUGCUCAUGCUUGUUUGAUUGAAGUUUGCAAACUUUAUUCCUCAAUUAUGAGGUCAGAAAAUGAUGUAAUUUUGAAAAUUGCCAAAGCUAGACAGCUUUGACAUAUGGCUCAAAAGUGGACUUCCAGUUGCCAAACUUUAAAAGGGGGGUGUACGUGUAUAUCACAUUUUUAGUUAA